Boleophthalmus pectinirostris (great blue-spotted mudskipper) is the source of this 2777-nucleotide messenger RNA. RefSeq names its product glutathione hydrolase 7. Gene Ontology annotation, biological process: glutathione catabolic process. The record is from RefSeq and is a predicted model, not a curated record. Gene Ontology annotation, molecular function: glutathione gamma-glutamate hydrolase. Lineage: Eukaryota; Metazoa; Chordata; Actinopteri; Gobiiformes; Gobiidae. The coding region runs from base 227 to 2254 and encodes 675 amino acids. Gene Ontology annotation, cellular component: plasma membrane. The transcript is spliced from 17 exons.
UGGCUUACAGGCACCCACGUGACCAAGUGUGGACAGCUCUUAUAAAUAUUGUCCAAUCUCCACCCGAUCAUGAAUCUGUGGUGCUACACUGGAGAUGUCGUCGUGACAGAUCCAACUCUCGCUUUGACGCUAUUAUCAGGGCUUUUGGCGAUGAUGGAAUCUUAAAUGGAAACUGCAUCAUCACUGGAGCCACACACCCAGAUCUUUAGAUAUUUUGAAGGCAACCAUGCAUAGCCCUACUGCUGAUAUUGUGUCAGGCUAUCCCAGUGGGUUAGUGGCGGACAAAGAGCCCAGUCCAGAGACAACUUUGGGGAGUGCUUACUCACCAGUGGAUUAUAUGAGCAUUACAAGUUUCCCCAAACUACCAGAGGAUGAUGUGCUCCCUGGAGAAAACGCCAUGAAAUCUCGCAAAGAAGAUGACAAUGUUCUCAGUGAGCAAGACACUGAUCCAGACUUGUUCUUGAAGUCAGCUCGUCUCCAGCGUCUCCCCUCCUCCGCGUCAGAUCUAGCCACUCAUGAGGAUGGGACCUUUAGGGAGACCACCACAGACCCAUUUACUCAGGAGUGUGCCUGCCAGCGAGACGGACUCACUGUCAUAAUCACAGCCUGUCUCACCUUUGCCACUGGAGUCACUAUAGCUCUCAUUGUCCAGAUCUACUGUGGAGACCCCCAGGUCUUUAAUCAAGGAGCAGUGGUGACAGAUGUUGCCCAGUGCACCUCUCUUGGAUUUGGAGUCCUGGAAAAACAGGGGUCCAGUGUUGAUGCUGCUAUUGCUGCUGCUUUGUGUUUGGGCAUUGUCCAUCCACAUACUUCUGGUAUAGGCGGUGGGGGUGUUAUGCUGGUGCAUGAAAUCCGCAAAAAUGAUACCAGAGUGAUUGACUUCAGAGAGACAGCUCCUUCAGUUAUCACUGAAGAUAUGCUUCAAACCACUUUGGAUGCCAAACCUGGCCUUUUGGUGGGAGUUCCUGGUAUGCUUAGUGGGCUGAAUCAAGCUCAUCAGUUAUAUGGAAGACUGCCAUGGAAAGAUGUAAUCACCAUGGUAGCUGAUGUUGCCAGAAAUGGAUUUAAUGUUACUCAUGAGCUUGCUCAAGCUCUGGCUGAUGCGAAGAACCAGAACAUGUCCAAGGCAUUUGAGGAUUUGUUUCUCCCAAAUGGCCAGGCCCCUCUUUCUGGGGUUUUUAGCAGACGGAUGGACUUGGCUAUCAUCUUGGACGCUGUUGCAGUAAAGGGCAUAUCUGAGUUCUACAGUGGGAACCUCACACAAGAAAUAGUUGCUGCGGUGCAAGAGAAAGGAGGAGUUCUCACUGAAGAAGACUUGAACAAAUAUAGCACAGUUUUGCGAAAACCAGCUGAGAUCAAUUAUCAAGGACACCAUGUGAUGGCCCCUCCAGCUCCACAUGCAGGCAUUGCUUUGCUCACUGCUUUAAACAUUUUGGAAGGCUAUAAUAUUACAAAUCAACUUUCUAGACAGAGCACUUUUCACUGGAUUGCUGAGUCUGUUAAAAUAGCUCUGGCAAUGGCUAGUGAGAUAGGGGAUCCCAUGUUUGAUACUUCUGUCUCUGAAAUAGUUGCCAAGAUGUUGAGUAAACCACAUGCCUCCCAGUUUCGCCAGAUGAUUGAUGAUUCCCAGACAUUUUCUGCUGAUCACUACACUCAAACAUUCACGUUAGAAAAAGGAGCUGGGGCUGCACAAGUUGUGGUGAUGGGGCCAGAUGAUGUAAUUGUAUCAGUUAUGAGCUCUCUGAACAAACCUUUCGGCAGUGGGAUACUGACACCUUCCGGAAUACUCUUAAACAGCCAGAUUUUGGACUUCUCUUGGCCCAAUAAGACGGAAGGCACCACACCAAACCCACAUAACAGAUUACAGCCUGGUAAGCGGCCACUGUCUUUCCUUAUGCCCACUGUGGUGAGACCUGCUGUGGGGCUGUGUGGAACAUAUGUGGCUACUGGAUCUUCUAAUGGAGAAAAGGCUCUCAGUGGCAUUACUCAGGUGCUGUUGAAUGUAUUGUCUUCACGUAAAAAUAUGAGUGACAGUUUGGCUUAUGGUAGACUCCACCCACAGCUGGAGCCAAACACCCUGUUGGUGGACUCUGAGUUUCUUGAUGAAGACAUAAAGUUUCUUCAAAGUAAAGGUCACAAGGUUGAACGAAAAGAGCUGCUGUCAUUAGUGGAAAGCACUAGACGGAACAAUGAUGUCAUUAUCGGAGUGAAGGACCCCAGAAGCGCGGAUGCCUUGGCUCUCAACAUUGCAUAGUGUCAUUGUGUGCCAAUUGUAGUUUCACAUUUUGUAGAAAAAUGUUUGUAUAUAGAUAGAAAAUUGUGUCUAUACUACACUACCUAUCAACACACUAUCUACACUAUCUAUCUACUAUCUACACUAUCAACUGAAACCAUUUGAGUUUUAAGUAAUGUGUAAUGCUUCUCACAAAGUUUAUACAACAUUGAAGGUCAAUGAAAAAGAAUAUGUCUAACAAAAGAAAAUUAUUUAUUUAAUUAGGCCUAUUUUUUGCCACCUUGCAAAAUACAUUUUCUACAUUGAAUAGAUUUACUGUGCAGACAUUGAAUGUUUUUAUUUAAUAUUAUAUGUGUUUUAUGUUCCUGUUUGCAUGGUAUAUUUAUGCUACAAAUAUUGUAGGCCUGCUGGUUACUGAGGAAAAUAAUUUUUGACUAGUGUAUUUAGUAUACUUAAUUUAAUUAAUUUUGUGGUUGUUUAUGGUCAAAGCAAAAUUGUUACUGAUGUUAUUCAACUACUUGCACAAAACCUGAUGUUUGAUGAC